UCGGAUAGGGUAUCUCAAUUUUAAGGGGCUCUUGUAGUAUUAAGUAGUCCCUGUCACACAUGCACUGCAAGCCUGAGCUUAUCUAGUCUAAUGUCCAAUCGAGCCCAUGUGUGGAUACAGCAGGUCUUUUCCUCGAUUGACUGAAAAGAAACACGCUGUGGGUUCAUGGGGAUUUAUUAUGUUGGAGCCAGUGGUUGCAUCCUUGAACAUUUCCCUCGCCUCAUUCAAGACGCCUCCAAGAUCUACGGAGCGUCUGCCGGUGCCUUGAUGGCUGCCAUUCUUACUAUUGGAAUCCCCAUAGAACAAACCUGUGCUGAUUUGAUGUCUAUGGCUAAAGAGGCCCGAAAGCGGAAACUGGGACCCCUGCACCCAGCUUUCAACCUGCUCCAGAUUGUCCAGAGCUCCCUGCUAAUGAACCUCCCAGAAGACGCCCAUGUGCGUGCCUCUGGAAAGCUCUGUGUGUCUCUCACCAGAGCGUCUGAUGGAAAGAACGUUUUGGUGUCUGAGUUUGAUACUAGAGACGAACUCAUUCAGGUUCUCAUGUGUAGCUGCUUCAUCCCUUUGUACUGUGGUGUCAUCCCACCAACCUACCGCGGAGUGCGCUAUAUGGAUGGUGCCAUCAGCAACAACCUGCCCCACUGUCACCUGAAGAAUACUAUCACAUUUUCUGCGUUUGCCGGCGAAAGUGACAUCUGCCCCCGAGUGAGCGCACUCAAUUUCCAUGAGGUGCGCUUCAACAAUGUCAGCAUCCAGGUCAGCACAGAGAACAUGUACAGGGUGACCAGCACCUUCUUCCCCCCUGAGCCUGAGGUAAUGGCAGAAAUCUGCCAGAAUGGAUACUUUGAUGCUCUCCGCUUCUUACAAGAGAACGACCUAAUCAAAAGUGAGUGUCCCUUGGGCACUUUGGAGAUGGACGUUCCCAAGCCUGCUUGUUGUGAGCUGGUGAAGGAGUCAGCUGAAGUCGAAGCUUCCAAUAAGAAAGCACAGCUGAAUGGACUGAACCUUCCUCAGGAAGAGCAUUGGUGGCUGGACCAGCGGCUCAUAGAGAGCCUCCCGGUUAACAUCAAAAAGGUGCUCUGCCAGGCAUGUAGAGAGAGCCAUACCUCUAGCAGUCUGUUGUCCCUGGUCACUGAGUUUCUGCCUGUUAAAGUGACCUCAUACCUGCAGACCCCUUGUAGUCUGCCUGUGGAGUCAGCCUGCUCUGUAGCCCAGAGACUAGUUGACUGGGUCCCAGAUGUGCCCAGGGACAUGAGGUGGCUGUAUGGCAUGGCGGGGGAUACCCACAAACAAGCGUCCAAGGAUGAGACGGACAGCGAUGAUAGUGAAUCAACAUCGCAGAGAUCCAAAACCCUGCCAUCAGGCCUGGACCUGCAGAACCAGAGAGAAAAGGAGGUAAACGCUCUCCCCUUGACCUUGGAAGCCUCUCCCACUGAUAGGUGUACCUUCUCCAUGAACACGAACAGUGACCUGGACCACCUGCCCCUGACUCCGCCCCCUACACCCACCUUCAACCCCAGCUCUUGGUUUGGGGAAGCCGCCACACCGUCACCACCCAACGUAGGUGGAGUUUGGGGUAUGAGUCUGGGCAGGGCUGUAGGGUGGUUACGAAACAUCACAUCCGAGCAAGCCUCAAAUGAUCCAACUUCCUUGUCCUUCUUUAAGUGAACAUCCUCAUUGUGGAAUUCAAAGAGUGCAUUAUGAAGGAGAAAAUAUUAAUAAAGGAAAAUAAAUGUGA
Molecule: messenger RNA, 1735 nt
Organism: Myripristis murdjan (pinecone soldierfish)
Lineage: Eukaryota; Metazoa; Chordata; Actinopteri; Holocentriformes; Holocentridae
Product: patatin-like phospholipase domain-containing protein 2
Exons: 10
Coding region: 166-1665 (499 amino acids)
Biological process (GO): positive regulation of triglyceride catabolic process; lipid homeostasis; triglyceride catabolic process
Cellular component (GO): lipid droplet; cytoplasm; membrane
Molecular function (GO): triacylglycerol lipase activity
Source: RefSeq, a predicted model, not a curated record